Molecule: messenger RNA, 1163 nt
Organism: Culex quinquefasciatus (southern house mosquito)
Lineage: Eukaryota; Metazoa; Arthropoda; Insecta; Diptera; Culicidae
Gene: asf1
Product: histone chaperone asf1
Biological process (GO): DNA replication-dependent chromatin assembly
Cellular component (GO): nucleus
Molecular function (GO): histone binding
Source: RefSeq, a predicted model, not a curated record
GACUGUUUUGGGUGCCAAAGCGAGUGAUUUAGCCGGAAGAAGCUAGCGGAAGGUGCGCUCCGUCGAGUCCCGGUAAAAGUUGCUGCAAAACGGUGCGAUCCGUGACUGAAAAGCGACGUGAAAGUUCGUGCUCUGGCGCAGUCCAAACCUCCACACCGAAAUGGCAAAGGUUCACAUCACCAACGUGGUCGUGCUGGACAAUCCGAGCAGCUUCCUGAACCCGUUCCAGUUCGAGCUGACGUUCGAGUGCAUCGAGGAGCUCAAGGAGGACCUCGAGUGGAAGAUGAUCUACGUCGGGUCGGCCGAAUCGGAAGACUUUGACCAGGUGUUGGACACCAUCUACGUCGGACCGGUGCCCGAGGGUCGUCACAUCUUUGUGUUCCAGGCGGAUCCCCCCCAACGUGGCGCAUCCCCCGAACAGGACGCCGUCGGCGUCACGGUGGUCCUACUCACCUGCUCGUACCGGGGCCAGGAGUUUGUCCGCGUCGGUUACUUCAUCAACAACGAGUACUCGGACCAGGAACUGCGCGAAAACCCCCCAGCCAAACCGCUCUUCCAUCAGAUGACCCGCAACAUUCUGGCGUCGAAACCGCGCGUCACCCGGUUCAAAAUCAACUGGGACGACACUCCGGCCAACGGUGCCGCGAACGGAACGUCCGGAACCGGCCUCGAGGAGGACAACGGAAUGAUGGACGAUGGUGCGCUCGAUGCUCAAAUGAAUCCGGCCACUUCCUCGUCGGCGGGUCUCGGUGCGGCCGGUUCGUCCGCUGGCGCUGGGAUGCAGGACGACAGCAGCAGUAUGGCGUUGCCGCGGGAGUUUAACGAGAAUUCCAACUCGCUGGCGAUGGAAUGCUGAGACAGAUGGCAUCCAUCUAGCAACGAGUGGCCCCACUAGGAUGUAGUUCAUGUGUGUUUUGUAUUUCUUUUUUGAUUAAUUUUCAUUUUCCUGUUUCAACCGUACCGGGUGAACUAUUUCUUUUCUCAUUGCCGUACAAUAAAGCGCGCGUGCACAGUUCAGGGCGCCGGCCAGCCGUUAAUCAUAGUUUUAAAACUAACGUUGCGUCAUUUAGUAAAAACUCAACCAUGCGAUCGUAAGACUAGAUAUAAAGUUGUGUAAAUAAUAAUGGAAACAAUUAGUAAUAAAAUCAUGCGAUAAAAUUGGG